GGUGCAUCCACACCACGGUCUUUUCUUUCUUCUCCUCCGCACCGAAGUCGAACCUGCGAGUCUUGGCGUCCCUCCGGCAGCGGUGUAGGGCUCACGUCAACUCCGUGAGCCCUGUUACAUAUGCUUUAAAUAUUUAUGCCGAUUAUACGAAAAUUUUCGAGUGCAGUUUGUUCUACUCCCUUCGUCCCGCGUAAUAUGAGUUUUUUUUUUUUUUGACCCGAGAUUUUAAUUUAAAAAUCCGAUAUUACCCCAUCGUUAUAGCAUUUGACCAAAAUUUGACUAGAAGGAGAUAUUCCUUUAUUUAUCAAGCAAUUUCGUAAAUGGUUGAAAAUUCUUAAAUGCAAGCAUAACUUCACUUAUAUUUAGCAGUACUAAAAGUAUAGUAGCCGAGUUGAUUAGCUGCUGAGUAUAUUACUUAGCAUUUGAUAGAAGAAGAUGAUCGGAAAAUGGGGAUUCUCAGUAGAUUGAUUAGCCCCAACCACCAACUCCUGUAAUUAAAGUGAUAGGAAGAAUCGGAAUCUCAAACCCCACACUCUUCCAGAUCAAGAUUCCCCCAAUUUGGAAGCAAAGGAUUGUGGCAAUGCACCACCACCAACCACCGCCACCCUCCGCCGCCGCAGCCAUUCCUUCCCUCUGCGUCUUGGUCAGCACAACCCUCUUCUCCAUCCUGCUGGUCCUCUCCCUCACGACGGCCCCCACCCGCCCCCAGCCCCUCUCCCAACCCCAUCCCUCGCUCUUCCCCAACCGCCACCGCCUCCUCCUCCACGACAAUCAAACCGCCCCCGCCCCGCCCCCGCCCACAUUAGCCUACCUCAUAUCCGGAUCCGCCAACGAUUCGGGUCGGGUCCUCCGCCUCCUCCACUCGGUGUACCACCCCAGAAACCAGUAUCUCCUCCACCUCGACCGCUCUGCUAGCCAGACCGACCGUGACGCAUUGGCUGUCACCGUCCAAUCGGUGCCCCUUUUCAGGGCUGCGCAAAACGUCCAUGUUAUUGGCAAGGCCGAUUAUGUCUUCUCCAAUGGCCCGUCGGCGCUCUCCUCCACGCUUCACGGCGCCUCCGUUUUGCUCCGUUUGUCGCCCAAUUGGGAUUGGUUUAUCAAUCUCUCUGCUGCUGAUUACCCGCUUGUCACUCAAGAUGAUCUUCUGCACAUAUUGUCGUAUCUACCUAGGAAUCUUAAUUUUGUGAAUCAUACAAGCUAUAUCGGCUGGAGGGAAUCGAGGAAAUUGAAGCCGAUAAUAGUUGAUCCUGCACUCUACCUUACUGACAACAGCGAGAUGUUUUUUGCAACUCAAAAGAGACCACUCCCAGAUGCGUAUCGUUUAUUCACAGUAGGUUCAUCGAUGGCUCUAUUGAGUCGGAAGUUUGUCGAGUUCUUCAUCUUGGGGACAGACAACCUACCAAGAACUCUGCUGAUGUACCUCUCCAACACACGGGCAUCAACUUCCGUCUACUUUCCAACCCUCCUAUGUAACUCCCAUCGAUUCAACCGGACUACAAUCAACCACAGCUUGCAGUACUCUUCUCUCGACUCCAGUCAGCAGCAGGCCCGUCUGCUCAACUCCAGCGACUUCCACGAACUGGUCCAUAGUGGAGCAGCCUUCGCCUCAGCAUUUCCUGAGAACGACCCUGUUUUGGACCAUAUAGAUCGGGAACUCCUGCAGCGUGAUCCCAACAAACCCGUGCCCGGUGGCUGGUGUUUAGGUGACUCUGGUGACCAUAAAUGCAGCAUUUGGGGCGAUGCCGAUGUUCUGAAGCCCGGCCUGGGAGCUAAAAGGCUCGAAAAACGACUGGUUCGGCUUCUGUCGAACGAAUUGACUCAAUGCUUGGAUGAGUAAUACAUGCUUCUGAUUGUGCGUGAAAGGUUAGAGGAAUAUCUGAUACAGGUCUGUCGAUUUUUUGAAAUAUUACUAAUGCAUUUUAACUUAACCAA
Messenger RNA from Salvia miltiorrhiza (redroot sage), 1932 nucleotides. Its product is annotated as beta-glucuronosyltransferase GlcAT14A. Gene Ontology annotation, cellular component: membrane. Gene Ontology annotation, molecular function: glucuronosyltransferase activity. The transcript has 4 exons. NCBI's taxonomy places the organism in Eukaryota, Viridiplantae, Streptophyta, Magnoliopsida, Lamiales, Lamiaceae. The coding region runs from base 581 to 1837 and encodes 418 amino acids. The record is from RefSeq and is a predicted model, not a curated record.